Messenger RNA from Lycium barbarum (goji berry), 711 nucleotides. RefSeq lists its product as uncharacterized. The coding region runs from base 1 to 711 and encodes 236 amino acids. The transcript has a single exon. Lineage: Eukaryota; Viridiplantae; Streptophyta; Magnoliopsida; Solanales; Solanaceae. The record is from RefSeq and is a predicted model, not a curated record.
AUGCCUUCACAUGCUAAAUUUCUUAAAGAUAUUUUGUCAAGUAAACAAAAAUUAGAAGAAGUCUCUGUCGUUAAGCUUACAGAAAAUUGGAAUGAUAUACUUCAAAAUAAGCUUCCACGGAAACUUGGGGAUCUAGGUAGUUUCAUCAUUCCUUGCACUUUGGGAGGUGUUCGUUUUGAAAAAACAUUAUGUGAUUCAGGUGCUUCAAUAAAUCCAAUUCCUUUUUCAAUUUUUAGAAAAUUAAAACUUGGUGAAAUAAAGGACAUUAGUAUGUCUCUUCAAUUGGCUAAUCAGAGUACUAAAAAACCGAAAGGAAUUAUUGAAAAUGUCCUUGUUAGAGUUGACAAAUUUGUAUUUCCGGUAGAUUUUAUAGUACUUGAAAUGGAGGAAAAUAGUGAGGUACCAUUGAUUUUGGGUAGACCAUUUCUCGCAACAGGAAGAACAAUUAUUGAUGUCCAUCAAGGACAAUUGAUACUACUAGUUGUUGAUGAAAGAGUGAUAUUUGGCAUGCAGAAAAUAAUGAAAUUUCCUGAGGAUGAGUCAUCAUCUUCUUGUUUUACUAUUGACUUGCUAAAUGAGCUUGCAGAUGAAUACAAAGAUGAUCAGUUAAUAACUGAUUCAUUAGAAAGAUGUGUGGGCAAUUCAGGUACCACAAGUGAUGAUGACCCAAUAAUAAAAGAAGAAGCUGAAACACUGGAGAAAGAUUCAUAA